This is a messenger RNA of Neurospora crassa OR74A, 2003 nucleotides long. RefSeq lists its product as hypothetical. The transcript is spliced from 4 exons. NCBI's taxonomy places the organism in Eukaryota, Fungi, Ascomycota, Sordariomycetes, Sordariales, Sordariaceae. Bases 424 to 1824 code for a protein of 466 amino acids. The record is from RefSeq and is a predicted model, not a curated record.
UGUCCCUACACCCUGCCACAAGCGAGUGAUUAUACAUCAAAGGCGCCGGGCGGGCGAUAGCAUACUUGAACUUCCAUAUAUGGUGCGCACAAGCCAACAUGCGCGAAAGCGGGCUGUCGAACCGAGCAAGAACUGCUAGAACCAAGCCAACGCCAUAAGAGCCAACCUUGACCAUGACCGGGGCCCAAAAAAAGCUCCCCGUGGCGGGGGCCACUGUGUAGGAUGACAAGGAGGGGGUCUUGAAGUCAUCCACCAAUCUCUACCGUGAAUAACAAUCAUGAAAUUCCGUGUCGGUAUUCAGCCCGGUCUACGGGUCAUCUUUUCCUCUUCGUCUUUCUCUAUUUUUGUCUCGUUCCUGUUCAUUAACCUUGGCAGAGAAUCCAGAAAAUCUUAUCACAAGUCGCAACUCACCUCCCUGGCGUCAUGGACGUUCGAUCUGGACCGCACCAUACGGAACCGGAGAUGGCGUAUCUCCCUUUAUCCCUCGACAGGGAACAAUCUGAUGGGCUGCGCUUUAAACAACUUCUCACAACACUCCAAGACUCCGCCCUCGGCAUUCAACACUAUUCCGGACCUGAACAAUAUUCCAGCGUACAGACCUUUAGGGAGGCCUUGGAACAGACUGAAAACGCCAUCGCGUCUCUCGCGGCGACCAAUCAACAGCUAUACGAGGAAAUUGAACGUCUGAAAAUGACCAAUAAGGAAACGGAAGCGACAGAGUUGAAGAAGAAACUUGCACAACUCAACGAAGAGUUGACCAUGUGGCGAAGGGCAGGCACUCUAAGAUGCAGGAGUAAGCCGUGUCAGGAAGUAUUUAUGACAUUCCAAGCCCUGAAGAAUCACGAAAAGUGUGUCCACAACAUAGGGGCAGAGAGAUUCUCUUGCCCGUAUUGCAGCAAAACAUACGUAAAAAAGCCAUCGUUCGACGAGCACCUACGGCGCUGUGAGGCGACAGUUACGAACCAAAAUCAUUUCGAUAUAGUGCCAGCCGUUAUAUCGCCCCUAAGUCAAGCAGUCUAUACAACAUCUGCAAACCAGACAAAUUCAUUCGGUAAUACACCGAGUUAUCAUUCGUUGACGGGCGCGUCGUUAUCUCCUCCUACAGUCCAAAUGACCCCUUCUUCACAGCUGGAAUUUCAGUUCCAGCCCAACGACUCGAUUGCGACAUUCUCAUCUUCACAGCUUGGACCUGGAAUAGACAACGCAGGCGCCUUCGCUCCGGAAUUACACAUAAGUUCGGCCGAAGGGUACUCCCCAGGGGAGUCCACACCCCCACCACACUACAUCUUAUCGCCUACCGAUCAACGAACCACUUGCUCCAUUCCAAUGUUUACAGAACCUGCCUGGCGCCCUGAAGGAUCACUGGAUCAUCAAUAUCAACUGCCCCUUGCCCCAGUGACGACUCAGGUGUCAGAAGAAGCGUCAAGAGCGUUGCAUUUUCUCCGACCGGGUCAGAUAACGCUCUCGAGAAGGCAGAGCGCCCCGGCUUGUUCUUUACCUCUGAUGCCAGGAGAGAAUCCGCCUUUUCGUCUUAAUGGACCGCCUCCGCCAUUGCCAUCACAUUUAUCAGUGGCUGUGGCGUCGCCGCCGCCGCCGCCUGCUAGCCUUGGCUACACCGAGCAGCAGGCGCUGAGUCUAACGGAGGAACAGCCUCAAAUGACGUUCCACCGUGUGGGCGACAAGAAGAAGGGGCGGAUUCAAAUCGCCCAGAGCAACAUCAUACAGCAUAACACGUGCUUCACCAGCGGUGCGGAAACACGGAGCUAUGGCGCUGCGGGAGGAUGGUCGAAUAUGAAUUAUGCCAACACUGGGUUCGGUAUGUGAGGCAACUAGCAUAGCAGUUUUGUCAUAUAAUUUUGGGACAUCGAAGCGUACAGGCGUUGGAAAGCUUCCAGGGACCGAGGGACUUGACUGGUCAUUGAUCUCUAACUAUCAUUUGCUUCUUUAAUCCAAGUAGGCCUUAUCUUACUAGUCACCAACACCUUCGAAUCCUCUAUUCUUUU